This is a messenger RNA of Triplophysa dalaica, 4183 nucleotides long. Its product is annotated as active breakpoint cluster region-related protein. Gene Ontology annotation, molecular function: guanyl-nucleotide exchange factor activity; GTPase activator activity. The coding region runs from base 430 to 2925 and encodes 831 amino acids. The transcript has 22 exons. NCBI's taxonomy places the organism in Eukaryota, Metazoa, Chordata, Actinopteri, Cypriniformes, Nemacheilidae. Gene Ontology annotation, biological process: positive regulation of GTPase activity; intracellular signal transduction. Gene Ontology annotation, cellular component: membrane. The record is from RefSeq and is a predicted model, not a curated record.
UCGAAGCAUUUGUUUUCUCUUAAAUUCGCAUUGAUUUGCUACAGAAGACCUCGGUUAAGACCACGGACCAGUGUUGAGCAGUUCUUUGUUUGAUGGAUGCACUUUUUGGAGCUUCAAAAUAUCAACACCUAUUCACUCCCAUUCUACCACUUGGAACCAAAAUGAUAGGUUGUAUCAUAACUCUGACUGGAUUAUUCUUCCAGACGAAAACCAUAUUCAGUGACGAUACCUUGAACACGAGACUUCCCUUGCCCCUUGUGGCUGAUUUAUUAUUGUAUUUAUGAGAAUCAGGAAGAAAGCAAGCUUUUACUACAGGCGACUGUCAGUGUGUGAAAGUGAAAGCUACAUAUCACAGACCUACUGCAGCUUUUGAAGAAAGUAACACACUGGCAGAGCACACGGGGUACUUUUCUGCACCAGCUGCUGGUGAUGGAGCUCUAUAGAGAAGCAGAUCACUAUCUUAUGUCCUAUGGCAUCUCACCUGUGACAGAAAAUGCGAAUGAUAUGAGGGAUUCUGACUUACUACAGGAUGUGUUCAAUGCGGAGACAGACUGGGUUUCUCACAGCCCUCUGCAAACUCUACCAUGUGUGUCAUCCACUCCAAUAGCAAAUAGCCCAGAUGACCUUCUACAGAAGAGAUUGGUGGUUCUGAAAGGGCUUCUGACCAGUGAGGAGAUCUACCUGACAGAGUUAGAGACGCUGCUCACACCCAUGAAAGCUCUGAAGGCAGCAGCAGGUACAUCUCAACCUGUGUUGUCCACUGAGGAGGUUCGGACUGUGUUCUAUCAAAUUCCUGAACUCAGAGACCUGCACAAGGACUUUUACAGUAGUCUUAAAACCAGACUGCAUAGUGAAAAAGGGCUGGAUCAAGAAGACAGCUCUCAAAAUCAGGGGACAGAGGAAAGUGCAGUGAUACUUUACAAGGAGGACCCUCAAGUACCUGUAGGAGAUCUGUUUCUUAAGUUUGUUAACCAGUUAGGAGUGUACCGGGGCUUCAUUGAUAACUAUGAGAAUGCGCUGGAGAUUGUGCAGAAGUGUAUGCAGUCAGACCAGCGCUUUAGGACCCUGGCAGAGAGUAUGAUGUCCUUCAAAGGGUCAGAUAGGGUCAAAACUAAGUACACAAUGGAAGCUCUCCUGUAUAAGCCGUUGGACAGAGUGAUGAAAACCACCCUUGUGUUACAUGAACUGUGGAACCACACGCCACCUGAUCACCACGAUAGUGUCUUACUGCAGGAAGCCCUUCGUCUUUCCAGCAGCUUCCUGUCUGGGGUCAAUGAAAGGUCCCAGUGCAAAAGAGCUGUCAUGCUCAGCAAAGGAGAGAGACGUCAGCUGAUACGUGAUGGGUUUGUGGUGGAUGUCUGUGAGAGUGGGCACAACCUGAGACACCUCUUCUUGUAUGCAGACUUGUUGCUGUGUGUUAAACUCACAAGUACCGGGAGACAAGCACAUUACAGGUUUUGCUGGUACCUGCCAUUGGUUGGCCUGAAGCUGCAGUGGGCUUCGGAACAGCUUCCCUCAUCAGAAUGCCAAAUAAAAAUCAGCAAAACCAGAGCCAAAAUGUACCAGCUCAAACAAGCACUCCAACAACAUAUGAAAGGUGGCAAGGGGUCAUUUUCACGUGCGGUUGAACGUUUGAGGCGGAAGCUUGAAGAAUGUGAGCUUUGGCUUUUAACAAACACACCAUCCUUUACUUUAGAUCUACACAGCACCAGUGGAAAGAGUCACACAAUACGAUUGUAUUCUUUAUAUGACUUGGAUGAGUGGAAAGAGGCCACUGAGAUGCAGAGUGGAAAGAGCAUAGAGACAGUUCCUCCAGACCUGCUGUCUGUCACUGGUUCCUGUAUCAAACUCAGAAUGACUCAACAACCUCCCCUUCAUUGUGUUAAAUCUAAUGAAAAAUUGCACAUUUGUGGGAGCAUAUAUGUGAUGGUUCAUUCUGCGUGUGGUCUGCAACAUCCAAGCAGUGUAUAUGUAUGUGUGGAGGUUGAUGGCUUUGAGUUCUACGACAGGCGAAAACAAACCUGCCUUUCAGCAUUCAGUGUGACACCGGUGUGGGAUGAGGAGCUAGUGUUUCAAGUGGACGGAGCUCAGCAACUGUUCCUGGUGGUUGUGUCUCAGUCUGAGAGUGACUCGCAGGAUAACAUCUUGGGUAGAGCUGUGUUACUACUAGACCCUGACAUCAUGUUUAAGAAGUGGAAGAAACUCACACGCUCUUUGGGGCAUAUUGAUGUAACCUUGUCAAUGAAGUACUUGCCCCACCCUCUUGAGCCUCCUAGCUGUACCCCUCUCAUACCGGAACCAGUGUUCUGUGUGCAGAUUGCACAAGUGGCAAAGCAAGAGGGUGUGUUGGUCCCACACAUUGUCCGUUCCUGUGUGGAGGAGGUUGAGAGGAGAGGAUUGAAUGAAGAGGGGAUCUACAGAAUCUCAGGAGCUAGUAGAGAGAUACAAGAACUCAAGCAUGCAUUCAACACUAAUUACCGUGAGGCUGUGAGUAAACUGAGGAGUUUAGAUGUGAACGCAGUGUCAGGCACUUUGAAGCUGUACUUCAGAGAACUUCCUCUAGCUCUUAUUCCCUCUGACCAUUUCCAGGGCUUCUCAGUAGCAAUAGACAUUGCUGACCCAUAUGUCAGGGCAAACCAUAUGCUGGCUGUAUUGCAGGCCCUACCAGAUGUAAAUCGCAACACCUUUCUCUUCCUCUUACAUCACCUGAGACGUGUUGCAGAGAAGCAGGAACAGAAUAAAAUGUCUUUUAGUAAUUUGGCCACAGUGUUUGGCCCCAGUCUCUUGCGCCCCCCAGUGGAUCGUGUUGACAUAUCUCAAGAAGUAGAAGUUCAGGUUCAAGUUAUUAAUCUCUAUCUACAGUGUCAUAACCUUCCCGAACCUCUUCUUACUAAACCUUUGGACCUAGAGGAGCUUGAGACAUGAGACAGCAACAGCCAUAAACCAGACUCAUUGAAAGAUGACUCAAUUUUUAUAAGCCAUAUGUUUUAUGAAGGCAUAUUUCUUAAAUAUAUUAAGUGAUAUUCUAUUCCCAUUUUUUACAUUUUUUUAAUAAAUUAGCUGGAAGUUAAACUUUGAUCUUUGGACAAUAUUUAGUAAAACACGAGUUGGCAACUAUAACAUAAAUGCUUUGUAGCCAGCCAAAAGUAUUUCAGUUUUUAAAGCAAAAUAAUACAAGUUCUGUGAGAUUCAUGGACUAUCUCACAUGCCUUCUCUUGUCUGUAUAAAGUAAAGUAGUCCAUUGUAGAUGUUAAGUUGUUUUUUGGUUCCUUAUACUUCUGUGGAACGAUACAUCCUCUUUUUAAAAAAAUUUGCAGAUAGCGUAAAGUUUGACUACAGAACUUUUAAAAAUUUAAAUUUUCCCCUCUACCCAAGAAAUAUUCCUUAUGCCAGACAGUUGUCCUGAGAGGUUCUUGGUCUUUUAUCUUGAUUUUCCAGUCCUCCGCUGGUAGCAAACAGCAAUAAUGUUAACUGCCAUUUCUGUCAAGUUCACUAUCGUUCAAAAAUGAUUGACAUUAGCAUACAGUUUAGAUUGGGGGUAUAGUUCUGUUCUGUGCAAAAACUCCCUGCCCAUCCAUGCAGCCAGCAUUAAUAAGAGCAGGGAGUGCAACGAUAACCCCCCUGACACCAUGUCUACACCGGAUGCGUCAGUUGCGAAGCGACAUGUCAACCUGCUUCUUCUCAAUGGGUUUGUGCCGUGCCGCAUCCAGUGUGGACAACAUUUUUUAUUAUAAUGUUUUGAAUGCGUUUCUAAUGUCUUUUCGUGUCGUGUCACGUUGCACCGGUCUCGUCCAGUGUAGACACGUUGAUAGCAUAAAUAGAACAGAAAAAAUAGAAGUCAUUAGUUCUUAAUGAAAUUUAAUUGUGACACAUCAGACUUAUGCAAAAGAAUAAUACAAGUCUAGUCCUGAUUGAAAAUGUGGAGUGAAGUUGGGGAUGGAGGGGGGUAAUUUUGCUCCUGAGCAACGCGAUAAGCUGAAUUUUAAAACUGAAGCUGUGAUAGUGUCAUAUUUCUAGGUAGAUGAGAUUCUAGGUAGAUGGAAGAUACGCUGAUGUGAGCCUGACUCUUGUGACCUGCCAGAACUAACGCUACACGCUUGAUUUCUUAAUUGCAGUACAAACUAAGGAAACUGCUUUUUAAUAACUCGGACCUUGAUAAAAGUCAGCAGAGGGGAGCAAUUUC